Molecule: messenger RNA, 2766 nt
Organism: Hypomesus transpacificus
Lineage: Eukaryota; Metazoa; Chordata; Actinopteri; Osmeriformes; Osmeridae
Gene: chaf1b
Product: chromatin assembly factor 1, subunit B
Exons: 14
Coding region: 490-2319 (609 amino acids)
Biological process (GO): DNA replication-dependent chromatin assembly; nucleosome assembly
Cellular component (GO): CAF-1 complex; nucleus
Molecular function (GO): protein binding
Source: RefSeq, a predicted model, not a curated record
AUGGAUGAGCUGGAUUUUUCUGUAUCGCUUUAAAACUUUUCUACAACCCUUAAAAGAUUAGUUGGCAUGUCCACAUUUUUCAAGGAACAAACGGUUUGUUUCUUUAACGACACAGGCAUGUUUUCGGGACAACUAUGGUCCGCAUCCAAUAAGAGCUCAUAUACAUGACACCUUAUACAGGUUCUGACAGCAGUUUCCAAAAUAUAUGCGUCUCUUGCGGUCCGUCCAUCCACGCAAAGAUCAGCAGCCAUCGCCGUCAGUCUAUGGACGGCCAUAUGGACGGCCAUGACGCUCUCAGGGAUUUAGCUGGAUCUCCUUGCGUUGUCCAAUCGUAGCAAGAGAGCGCAUACUUGUCACUAGCGGAAGUUUCGAGUGAAUUGUACGCGGGAAAUUGAGUGGUCCAGCUACCAGCUGCCUUACCCGGUGUUGUGCACUGUCGGCCAAGGACGAAGAACAAUUAAGCAGUAGCGAAAAUAAGGGAGUCACAGAAUGAAGGUGAUUACGUGUGAAAUCGCGUGGCACAACAAGGAGCCGGUCUACAGUCUUGACUUUCAACACAGCUCAGAGGGACGCAUAAACCGUCUGGCCACCGCUGGAGUGGACACAACUGUUAGACUGUGGCGUGUUGAGACUGGUCCUGAUGGGCGGGCGGUUGUGGACUUUUUGUCAAACCUGGCCAGACACACCAAGGCUGUCAACGUGGUCCGCUUCAGCCCCAAUGGAGAGCUCCUGGCGUCAGGAGGAGACGACGCAGCUAUCCUGCUGUGGAAACUCAAUGACAGUAAGGAAUCAGAACAGCCUCCAUGCUUCCAGGAGGAGGAGGAUGCUCAGCUUAACAAGGAGUGCUGGACUGUGGUCAAGACCCUGCGGGGCCACAUAGAAGAUGUGUACGACAUCUCCUGGACCAGAGACUCAAACCACCUGGUGUCUGGAUCUGUGGACAACACUGCUAUCAUGUGGGAUGUCAACAAAGGUCAGAAGCUUUGCAUCUUUAAUGACCAUAAGAGCUAUGUUCAGGGAGUGGCCUGGGAUCCCCUGGGCCAGUAUGUAGCUACUCUAAGCUGUGACAGAGUGAUGCGCGUGUACAGUACCCAGACCAGAAAGAAGGUCUUUGGUGUCAGUAAGAUGAGCUCUGGAUCAGCUGGAGAAGGAGAGGUGAAAAACUACAGAAUGUUCCAUGAUGACAGUAUGAGGUCAUUCUUUAGACGCCUCACCUUUACUCCAGACGGAUCCUUCCUGCUCGCCCCAGCGGGGUGUGUGGAGGCGGGGGAGAAUGUGACCAACACCACCUAUGUCUUCUCUAGGAAGAGCCUCAAGAGGCCUAUAGCUCACCUGCCCUGCCCUGCCAAGGCCACCCUGGCUGUCCGCUGCUGUCCUGUGUACUUUGAACUGAGGACCAAGAAGGGAGAGGAUGGCUCUCAGCAGCCUCUCCCCAACACAUUCCAGUUGCCAUACCGACUGGUGUUCGCCGUGGCAUCUGAGGAUAGUAUCUUCCUGUACGACACGCAGCAGACGCUCCCUUUUGGCUUGAUCUCUAACAUCCACUACCACACUCUCAGUGACCUCACCUGGUCUGGAGAUGGCUCCUUCUUGGCGGUGUCAUCUACGGACGGCUACUGCUCUUUUCUGUCCUUCUCCCCUGGAGAGCUGGGCACCCCUCUAAAAGAGCCCCCUGCCCUGGAAGUCAUUGCCCCAGGCAAUGGCCUGGAGAAAAAGGGCAAGAAGGCAGCAGUAGCAGGCAAGAUGAUGGUGUCCCCCAUUCCCCACAGCACAGAAGCAACCCCCCAGGCCACUGCUCCUGCAUGUGUGGCUCUCCCCUCCAGCCCCAUCACGCCCCUCUCCUCCCUGGCGUGCCCCCCUGCUACCCAGGCUGGUGGAGAGAAGAACAUCCAGAUGACCAAGACCAAGGGCCAGCCUCGUAGGAUCACCCUCAGUACCCUCGAGGCCUGGAGUAAACCUGCCACCCCCAAACCCCAGACCACUGCCCCCGUGACAGGCAGCCCCAGCACUCCCUCGACACCCCAGAUUUGCCUCACCCCGACCAGCUUGUCCACAGCCCAGCCCCGUCUCCACCCCCUCACCCCCUCCACCCCCAAGUUCAGUAGCAGCAGCACUGCAGGGCCCAGCACCCCGAAAGGACCCACCCCCAGACGGAUAUCCCUGACUCCUGUGGUGACUUGCUCUCCAGCCGCCAAUCAGCAAUUCAGUGCACUCACCUCCACUGAGAAAGCCAAACACGAACGUCCCUCUCCCCCCACAGACCCUGUGUUCCUGCCCCCCGACUCCAAACGCCCUAAGACCAGCACCCCCCAGCAUUAAGACCAUUUCCCCUUCCACCUGCAGGGACCCCUUAUGACCAACAUGAGUAUAGGACAGCAAUAAUACUGGUGUCAGCAGUCUACCUGCACACACACUGAGACAAGUUUGCCAUCUUCCUUUAACUGUAACAUAUUCAUUUACCCCCCCCCCCCCCCCCACACACACACACACACACACACACACACUUUAACACGCACACAUAUACACAACAAUCCAGGUUAACAUUUUGUAUUUUAUAACUCAGUAAAACAGAAACAUCUCCCCUCGAAGCCCAUUUUGACAUCAGUGUGUUGCCAGAUGGCUGUUACUAACGCGUAAUGCCACCUCACUACACACUUGUCUGACUACAAUCUGAAGGGCAGCAACUCACUUCAGCUGUAUAGAAACUGCCACUGGUAACAAUGCCUUAUUAUUCUGAACUGUUUUAUAGGUAAUUGUGGAUUAUAC